AUGAUCCUCCAGGGGAAAAAACUAACGUCACAUGGAGCCCGCGAUGGCCUUCCUCCCCGUCUAAGUCGACUGCUGGGCCACGGCGAAAGUCGCCGCGCUCAAGAGCCUACGCGCCAGACUGUGACCGCGAUUCUGACGCUGCUAGAACACCACAUCAAGCGCACGAAUGGCGAGGCAUACCGGGAGGAAAGCUUUCGCAAAUAUUCCGACGAAACAGACGAGACCGACAUCGACGAAAAAGGCGGCCCCCCUCCCCGGCGUGGGCCCUCACCGGCUGUCCUGAAGGAUUGA
Molecule: messenger RNA, 291 nt
Organism: Penicillium chermesinum
Lineage: Eukaryota; Fungi; Ascomycota; Eurotiomycetes; Eurotiales; Aspergillaceae
Exons: 2
Coding region: 1-291 (96 amino acids)
Source: RefSeq, a predicted model, not a curated record